AUGAGAUCUGAAGAACUUUGUUCUCUUUUCUUGGCAUCAUCAUUUCUAGAAAACUUCAACGAAAUGGAUGAUGUCAGUAAUAUUGAAAUCAUGACUGAUUUUCUUAAAAUUGUCGAAGCUUCUAAAAGACAAGAAAUUUCUUUUGGUCACUUCAAGAAUAUCAUUGAAAACUCAUCAGACAAUAUCCAAAAUUCAUAUCAAAACUACAUUGCGCUCUUUUUAAAGUCCUAUACAGUUGUUAUUAAAGAAAUCAAGCAACUUAUUGAGAAUACAAAGCUAAAUUAUCAGUCACCUCUUGGUAUUAUAAUAUGCGAUAACUUACAUAGUCUCGAUACGAUAUCAAUUUUUUCAAUUUCCAAACUCACAACAGAUUUUAUGAAUUGGAUCUCAGUAGAUGAAAUAAAUUCAACACCAUUACUCUUAGAACCAGAUAUAUUAUUCAACAAAAAGCCAUUACCUAAAUUCUUUUCACCAUUACCUUCAUAUCAAAUUCCAGAACAAACUCCAGACGAGCUAGAAGCAUUUCUUAAGAAGUGCAGUGAUAAAAAUCCUCAAGCCCUACUUUACCUAGCCUUGAAACAUGCAGGAGAAAGGAAAACAUCGCAAGCCCUUGAAGAAGCAUCAAAUCUCUGUUUAAGUAUAUCGAAAUCUAAUGAUGAAAGUGUUCGCAGUCGCGCAUCAGUUGCUUUAGCACAGAUAUACAAUGAAAUAGGACUUGUUGAUGAUUCGAUUCUCGCUAUAAACGAAUCAAUUGAUGGUGCAAAGAAUGUUGAAGAUCUUUCUGUAUUAAGUUCAGCAGUUACGAUGAAAGCUGUACUUGAAAACUCUCCAGAACUAUGGAAACACGCUGCAAACCUUGCAGAUCCUCAUCCAAUUGCAACUGUUCAUGCUGCUCUGGCUGAAGAUGAUGGUUUGGUCAAAGCAUUUAAGACAAAAUGGCCAUAUGUUGCAGCAGAGAUAUAUACGACACUAGGAAAAGAAUAUGCACAUAAUUUUGCUGAAUGUUUACCUCAGUCAACAAGGGUUUUGGCUUAUAUCAUUGAAGAUUUGUUAUCUAAUGGAAAAUGGAAGGAAGCUGCGGACACAUUAUUGAAGUUUGAUAUAGGAAUGACUGAAGUUCGAGCAUCUGCACUCGCAGUUUGCAUUUUAUUCAGCGAUGUGGCAGGAUUUGACGAAUCCGCACAAUUUUUCAGAGAAGAACUCGAAGAUAUUCUAACAAUAGAUGUUGGACACUUUAACGAAGUGAAAGGUACUCUUAGAAAUAUCUCAAAUAUGUGGAAUACCGAAAUUAAAGAGAAUGAAAUUCCAUCAGGAAAGAAUGUUCUCAUAGCAGCAAGAUGGGUUGUAAAUAAUGCAAAUACAGCUGAAAAGGUCGUGGCUGCUUCAAAUUUCGCUAACCAAAUUUUAGCAUCUUCAUUAUAUGAUAAAUUAAUCAACAAAGCAAAGGAAUUUAACAUUGAGAUCCAAUUGAAUCCAGUGAAUAAUAAUUUGAAUACUAUUGUCCUAGAAGAUCUUAUUAUCGGAUUAUCAAACUUAUAA
This is a messenger RNA of Trichomonas vaginalis G3, 1539 nucleotides long. RefSeq names its product armadillo (ARM) repeat-containing protein family. Bases 1 to 1539 code for a protein of 512 amino acids. The transcript has a single exon. The record is from RefSeq and is a predicted model, not a curated record. NCBI's taxonomy places the organism in Eukaryota, Parabasalia, Trichomonadida, Trichomonadidae.